GGUCGGUCUUUAGUUCGGAACGAGCGAGCGCGUAACGUGGUCAUCGCGCGUCCAGCACGGGGACCAAUUCGUGCGGGAGUUUUUCUCCGUCCGUUUCCCAGCCACGGCGCUGUUUGUGUGUGUGUGCGUGUGUUUGUGCAGUGCUUGGGAGGUGGUUAGCCAAGAACGAAAAAACGAUUUCUCUCCCCCCACCACCGACCGGGGAGGUAAAGAACUAAUUCCGCUAACCGGAACUGGUACACGGGCCACGGGAUUGCUACUGAUACUGGUCGACUGAUACUUGCCCCCCCUGAGAGGAAGGGCAAACAAUGCAAAGUCAUAGCUCGGGGCUGCUGGCCUACCGUUUCACGGACUAUUGAUUGGUUCAGCGCCUUUCAGCGUGUCCCCGAUAUGUCCUCAAGAAGUGUUUGAUCGCUUUUUCCACUUCGGAGCGGGAGACACGUCGAACGUGUUCGAACGACAAUUAGGCCACCCGGACACACCCGGAGGGGGAGGGGUGGGCCAGUGAGGAACAAAACCAACGACAACAAAACCCCAUCAAUCGGGCGUGAUUGGUACGUGAUUUUUACCGUACGUCGUCCUGAACCCGAGCAUCGUCAGGCUGUCGUCAUCGCAGUGUGUGAGGUUGUGUGUCGCUCUCUUUCUCGUUACCGUAAACCGGUCAUUUCACAGUGGAAGUGUAAUUUUUCCAUGCCUUCGUUGGGCGCAGCAGGAAACAAUCGACCGUAUCGGGGCUUGUGUGUUUCUGUGUGGCGAUGGCUUCGAUUCGAUAUCGUUCCAUUUACACUAGAGAUUAAUGGCGGUGGCGGUGACGGUGUAUGUGUGUUUGAUAAGCCAAUAGGCAAAGUCGAUCAAUAGUGUGCGGCGUCAAUUGAUUGGAUCGUGAGUGAGUGAGCCCUUUUUUUGGCGUAUCUUCUUCUAUUGUUUACAACUCCAAAGCCGUUCGCCGUUCUUUCCACUGCAAUCUUUCCAACCCCACUAGACGACGCAAUUAAGCAACGAUUUCCCGAUGGCGAAUCUGUUCGAGUGCGUCGUCAGCGGAACCGGCAGCCGGUGGAUGGUGGGCACGCUCAUCCUGACACACUUGAUCGCGUACAAUGAGGCGGGCGGUCCGGGCCUGAUGAUAGGGAUGGCGCUCGCCGCCCUGUACGCCGCCCUGGCCGGCACGUGCAAAUCGGGCAUCAAAUCGCUACAGAUCUCGUACAUUCGCACCACGCACCGGGUCGACUUCUUCUGCCUGUUUCUGGCGAAGUGGAUGGACAUAUUGGCCCUGUUUUCGGCCUGUGCCGUGCUGGUGCGUACGCUCAGCUCCUGUCUUGACGCCAUGACCGGCGGGCUGGCGAGGAUGUAUAUUUUAGGACGUAACUCGCCCGCCAACGAACCCUGGCCGGACGUAAUCGGUGUGGUGGUCAUCUUUAUCGUAACCGGCAUGUUUAUGCUCGGGCUGGAAAACACCCGAAUCUUUGGGCUGCUGAUGACGGCGGGCGUGCUGCUCGUCGGCACACUGAUUGUCAUCAUUACGGGGCUGCGCGGCAAUCCGGCCCUGUUCCGUACCGAGCCAAUACUGCCGAAAGGAGUCGUCGGGCUGCUUUCCGGGACGGCACUGUCAACGUUCACUUACUCGAACGAUUUACUAAACGGUAAUUACAUCAAACGUCUCCUGGGAUUGGUCGUUAUCCUGCUAGUUUUACUAUCGACCGAGCUAGUCGGCGCGUGCUUAACGAUGCUGAUAAAAUUCAGCUCUAGCCACGAUUAUGAAGCCGUCCCGAUACUGUCCAUCCUGGAGCUGAAGGACUUUCACAAGCUCAUACCGGCCGUUGCCUGUCUGCUCGUGCUCACCUGUUCCGGUGCCCUACUGGAGCUGUUUCCCGAGAUGUACACCGAAAUCGUCCAGCUAACCACGUCCGAUUGGCGCAUUCUGGCGAAGCAGAUCGGUUACGAAAACCGGGACAGUGGCAGCCCGACCCUAACCAUCUUUACUGGGGGUAGUCUGUGCGCGAUGCUUGCCUUUGCCUGUCCGCUGGAAAAUCUCACCUACAUACUGGCCGCAAGCAGUGUGCUGGCGACGCUGCUUCGAUCGUUUCACUUUCUUUAUCUGCCGUUUCGUCCGCACUAUCUCGCGCAGCAAAAUGAGUCCAGCCUUGGCUACAGUCGGUUGAACACGGGCAAUCGAUCUUCCUCCACUGCCGGACAGGCAAACACCACCAACGGGCUACGAACUGCACACAGUCGUCGCUCCAGUCUGUGGUGCUUUAAGUCGUCCAACUUUUGUUCCUCAACGAAAGCCGCCCUGGCACAUCACGUCCUGCCCGGCAGUCGGGGCGGUAUGUCACACACGCUGAACGGUGGCAGUCGGGAGGAGCACGAACGAGAGUGGUUGCUGCUGGGUGAACCAUCCUCACCGAAGGGCCCACCACACAGCCCACCCGGGACGGUGGAGUCAACGGUGCUGUCCGAUCAGAUCUCCGACAUUGAGUGUAUUGCACUGGCUAAGCCGGAAAAUAUGGAUAGUGAGGACAGCUCGACGGACAUUGAUGCGAUUGUGGAUGAGUACCGGCAGAAGGUGACCGUUUCGACGGCGGGGUACACGUCCGAUGGGGACACGUUGCGGUUGCCGACCGCGAACAGCUGGUACCUGGCGAUCAUCUUCAUUGUGCUGAUCGUACUGGGGAGUGUGAUAACCGCGUCCGGGUUGAUGCUGUGGGAUACAAUUAUGAUCAUUGCUGGAGUUAAUGUGGUUUUCAUUCCAGCAACAAUUCUGCUGCUCUUCCCGCGGUAUGAUCAGGCAAGCUCCACAUCGGCAACGCCGGCCCUGAUGAGCUGCGUGCUAACUGUGCUCGCAUCGUUCAUCCUGUUCUCGGCCUCCUUUGCACAGUCGUGGCCAGCGUUGUUGCUAUGGUUUCUGGCAGGACUGUUUCUCUUCAUCCGCUGCGACACCUGGUGCUGUCUCUGCUUGGACCGACCGGGCAGCGGCCAAACGACACUCAUCACGAGCGUAUCCACCACCAAGACGACCACCAUUCGCGUACCCCGCCCACCGAAGGGUGCCAUCAUUCAGGCGCGCAUUGCCGGGCACAGCUGACACUCGGACUCGACCGAUAGCGAGCUGUUCGAGGACGAGGACACGGUCGAGGAAUGGACUGACUGAUGGAUCGAGGAACACACCACCACUGCAGCCCAUUGUGGUGUGGCGGUGUAGAGAGAGCGAGAGAGAGCAAGAGAGAGUGAGGUGCUUCCACCGUCAUCGGAAACGGGUUGGAAGAUGCGGUGAUCAACGAUCGAACGAUCGAUAGAGCAGAGGAUGGAUGAUCACGUUCCAGUGUUUUCGUACCUAAAUCUCUGUGAAUGUGUGUGUGUGUGUGUAUGUCAUGUACGUGAGUGUGUGUUUGUGUGUAACAACCAUCCAUCCGUUCCAUUGACUCCCCCCGGAAACUCCCAUUUCCCGGAGCCCGGAGGGAGUCGUCGUUGAAAAAAAAGGCAAUGAUUGCAUAUAUAUAUGUGAAUGUGAUACGAUAAAAAACCAAAGGAAAUACGAGUGAAUGCCUCCUGAAGUAGGAAGAAGGGUAGUACUAGGCAGAUGGUAGAUUAGAAGUUUCCCUCUUUUUGCAAUAUUCUAAAACCGCGUGUUACAGAGCAAGACGGGCAGGAAUGGGUCGACGUUGAGCGGAUGGGAGCCUCCGUCAAUUAAUAGAUACAGAAAACGACAUUCACACAACGAACAAUUCAAAUAGUGCUUUUGUUUUUGAAUGAACAACCGGCCCAACAGUUUGCAGUAGAGAUAGAGAAAGCCAAACCAAAGCUAUUCCGAUGUAUUCUCUUUUAAAUCAAAUCACUCUCUCGAGCCUAACUUGUGCGGCCUUCAGCAAAACCAAUGAUUGUAGUACUAGUAGAUAGCGCGUACGGUUGCGAGGUUUUCGGUUCGCAUUUUGCAAAACAGUUUUGCAGCCUCUUUUUGCGGCAGCCUCUGUAGUUGAAGCUGGAUUGGUAGAAACCAGAUAGUCCCGGAAGGAAUGCCGGAAGGUGAUAAAAAUAUAUAUAUUUUUGCAACAACCGGAAGGCUUUAGCGCAAGUGUCGAGUCGCGUAGUUGCGUAGUUAUUUUAAAGCAUUUUUUGAGGAGAAGCUAAAGGGGACAGGCGAAUAGUAGCAUUUGUUAGUAGAAAACGGUUUUUGGGGGUGAAUGGGGGAAGCAGCAUUAGGAUAGAAAGUGCUACGGUGGAAGGAAAUAACAGAAAAGAGAAUCGGUUUACUAUAUGGUUUUCCGGGUAAGAGGGAACCACUUUCUUCUCGGUGGGCAAUAUUACACGACACAGAGAGACAGACGGAGGAUGGAGGAAACGCUAUUUUAAUCAUUCUUCUCGCUAGCUCUGCAUGUUUCUGAGUGGUUUCGAAUAAGAUUCAUCUUCGCCCUCCCCUAUACUGAGCCGUGAGCUCACAAAACAGUCUGCUGUGCUUGUGGAAAGUUGUAUAUGGAACUGUUUUUCCUCCAAUUUGGUGUGUGUUACCGCUGUACUAUAUAAAAGGAUGAUUUAAAAUAAAGUGUUCCUUAAGCUACUAAA
This is a messenger RNA of Anopheles gambiae (African malaria mosquito), 4557 nucleotides long. RefSeq names its product probable cationic amino acid transporter (gene tadr). The record is from RefSeq and is a predicted model, not a curated record. Lineage: Eukaryota; Metazoa; Arthropoda; Insecta; Diptera; Culicidae. Gene Ontology annotation, molecular function: amino acid transmembrane transporter activity. Bases 1010 to 3082 code for a protein of 690 amino acids. The transcript is spliced from 9 exons. Gene Ontology annotation, cellular component: plasma membrane. Gene Ontology annotation, biological process: amino acid transport.